AUGGGGAGGAAUGGGAUACCGUAUGGAGCCAGGUUGCAGGAGCUGGGUGACGGUGAUGAAGACGGCUUUCCGGCCGGCCGUGUGCGCGGCCAAGGGGGUGUGUUUCUCGAUCCGAUCGUGCAGAAGGGGGCGGCAGCAGCAAGAGCUAUUUCCAAUGAUGCUUUGUAUUACGACGGCAUUGAUACAAGAUGGAAUGCAAGGGGGGGAAUUGAUUACGAUAAUCCAGCUUACAGGCCGGCCUAUGAAGACGACUACUAUGGUGCCCGCCUUAAUCCAGACGAGGAAGAGCUCCUCGUCCAACGCGCUCUCGAUCGCAUACGCAUUGCCCGCUCGCGCGGCCACCCCAACGUCAACCUCUCGCACGAGGAGCUCGAGGCGCUUGCGCGUCCGCACCUCCAGCAAUCUCCCAAACCGUCGGGUCUCGCUGCCGCACGGCCCUCCUCCAAGGGCCGUUCAAGCAGCAGCAGCAACAACAACAACAACAACAACAACAGCUUCCGCUCGAAGAAAUCCGGUUCAAGAUCUUCGCUCUUCUCCUCGUCGCCACGCUCGUCGCGCGCUCGCUCGGGAAAGUCGGACAGCAAGCGUCGCGACAGCUCCGCCCAUGAGUCUGAAGGCCCGUCUGCUGCACCGCCACCAGGCUUGCGCAUUCCCGGUGCAGGCGCCGCUCCACUAGGCUUCGCAUCCCGCCCUUCUUCUCGUCCCGACUCCCGUGGUGCUAGCGGAGCUUACCAUGCUGCUAUCGGGCGGGAAUGGGCAGACCCUUUCUACGAUACUGCCGCUCGCGACUACGUGAGGCCCAGCAGCCAGGAUUCGGCCGGCUUCACUCCCGCUGAGGAGGCAGACUAUCUUGCCCGCCGUGCUAACCGCUCGCGCUCCGGUUCGACCGUGCCAGGCUAUCUGCCGCCGCCGUACCCAACGUAUGCCUUUGAGCGCGAGCGCGGCAGGCCGUUUGACGCUGAUCCCUUCGCCUACCAAACCGGCGGUCCUCCGCCUGGACUGUACGCACGCAGUAGUGCGUCGUCGAGUCCAAGUAGCCAGCGCCACGCUAUGUUCGGCUCUUCCGCUGCUGGGACUCACGGCGGAGAAGGUGUCACAUACACCGCAGUUCCACGGCGCGUGCCUGUCCCGCCGGGAGCCGUUUCUGCAGCAGGAAGUUCCCGUUCAAAUGAUCUCGCGGGACUGGGCCGUGGGAGUGUCUCCGAUCCUGCUCUGGGUUACAGAGUUUCGGGCGGUCAGCGGGGCAGGGACCUCGAGGUCGAAGUCGAGUAUGACCUACCCAGUACGAGUGGAAGCAGCGGAGAGAGCGACGGUGCCCAGAAAGGUGUCAAGGUCAAUGACGCGAGUUUUGAGGCUCGAGCGGGAUUGGGCGGUCGAGCCAAGGAGCUUGAGCGUGAAGCAAAUGCAAGUGGUCGAAGCGGGAGCGGCAGCGGAAGCGGCAGUGGGAGUGGAAGAAGGAGAAAGGGAAAGAGGCGGUAG
Molecule: messenger RNA, 1479 nt
Organism: Diplodia corticola
Lineage: Eukaryota; Fungi; Ascomycota; Dothideomycetes; Botryosphaeriales; Botryosphaeriaceae
Product: prenylated rab acceptor 1
Exons: 1
Coding region: 1-1479 (492 amino acids)
Source: RefSeq, a predicted model, not a curated record